UGCAGCACGAUUUACGGCCUAGCAUCGAGAUAAUCGACCAUCCACGCGUCGAUACCAUCGCAAACCGACCGAGAAUCACAUCAGGUUUUUUCGACAUUUUUUUCGACCCCCGACUCGCGUGCGUGCGACGCCGCCAGAGUUCGAAAACCCCACCUCACUUCGAGAACCCGACCCUACCUAACACUGAUUCCUCGACAACACCGCCAAGAUGUCGUUAACAAACUGCCGUUUUUACGAGGAGAAGUAUCCGGAGAUUGACAGCUUUGUCAUGGUCAAUGUCAAGCAGAUCGCCGAGAUGGGUGCCUAUGUUAAGCUCCUGGAGUACGACAACAUCGAUGGCAUGAUCUUGCUCUCCGAGCUUUCGCGACGACGUAUCAGAAGUAUUCAAAAGCUCAUUCGGGUUGGCCGCAAUGAGGUCGUCGUGGUGCUCCGUGUGGACAAGGAGAAGGGAUAUAUCGAUCUGUCGAAGCGACGAGUUUCCCCCGAGGAUAUCGGCAAGUGCGAGGAGCGAUACAACAAGGGCAAGAUGGUCCACUCCAUCAUGCGACACGUUGCAGAGAAGACCCAGACCCCCAUCGAGACCCUCUAUGAGAGCAUAGCCUGGCCUCUGAACAAGAAGUACGGCCACGCCAUCGACGCUUUCAAGCUCUCUAUCACCAACCCCGAGGUGUGGAACGAUAUCACCUUCCCCAGCGAGCCCGUCACCGAGGAGCUCAAGACCUACAUCACCAAGCGACUCACCCCUCAGCCUACCAAGGUCCGAGCCGAUAUCGAGGUCACCUGCUUUGGUUACGAGGGUAUCGAUGCCGUCAAGACUGCUCUGCGCACCGCUGAGGCCAACAACACCGAGGAGACCCAGGUCAAGGUCAAGCUGGUUUCUCCCCCCCUCUACGUCCUGACCAGCACAUGCUUGGACAAGGCCGUUGGUAUCACACGCCUGGAGGAGGCCAUCGUCGACAUCCGAAAGAGCAUCGAGGGAUCUGGCGGUAACCUGGUGGUCAAGAUGGAGCCCAAGGCUGUCACCGAGAGCGAUGAUGCCGAGCUCCAAGCACUGAUGGAGAAGCGCGAGCGUGAGAAUGCUGAGGUCAGCGGAGACGAGAGCAUGAGCGACAGCGACGACAACAUCCCUGAGACCAUUUAGGUCAUGGCCAGACGAAGCCUCUCCGGGGCGGGCUGAGCCGGCAGGACAGCCAAGGCCGCCCCAGGGUGAACCCCACGACGGGGUCGUCGGACGAGGGGAAAACGGUGUAAUUAGAGGCGGCCUGGGAAGCUGAAAGAAAGCAUGUGCCUGGGCUGCAGAAGCAUCACAAAAAGUUCCGACUUUCAUGUAGUUAUUCCGAGAGGGGUGGGAAGUAGGCGUCUGAAACGGCGUUGUCAACGAGCAGUUCAAUGGUAGCCAAGGCCCCGGGGUGACAUGGUUAGCUAGGAUUGCCAACAGUGAAAGUGCUUGGUUUAUAGUUGAAAAUGAAAGACAUGACCCCGU
This is a messenger RNA of Fusarium vanettenii 77-13-4, 1483 nucleotides long. RefSeq lists its product as uncharacterized. The record is from RefSeq and is a predicted model, not a curated record. The transcript has 4 exons. Lineage: Eukaryota; Fungi; Ascomycota; Sordariomycetes; Hypocreales; Nectriaceae. Gene Ontology annotation, cellular component: eukaryotic translation initiation factor 2 complex; eukaryotic translation initiation factor 2B complex; multi-eIF complex. Gene Ontology annotation, molecular function: translation initiation factor activity; ribosome binding; RNA binding. The coding region runs from base 209 to 1141 and encodes 310 amino acids.